AUGCUUAUUAUUGAACCAAUACAACAACCAACUUCUAAUGUUGAACCAUCCCAUGUUAAUCAAGAUGAUCAAAGCCCACCUUUUGACGAAGUCUUCUUAUCUAAUGAGGAAACUUUUUCCUUGAGAAGUUCUUCUGCCCCACCACCUCUAGAGCAUGAUUCUUCAUCUAUCAAGUUAGCCAACCUACUUGCUUUUCUAGACUCUAUUCCUCAGUCAAUAGGAAAGGGAAUAUCUAUUGGCUCAGAGCAAGGAGUUUUACUGUCGGCUGAAUGA
Messenger RNA from Lactuca saligna, 273 nucleotides. The record is from the annotation of a GenBank genome assembly. Lineage: Eukaryota; Viridiplantae; Streptophyta; Magnoliopsida; Asterales; Asteraceae.